GCAUUCUAAUUACUGAACAGUACUUAAAAGUGAGAUGUAGCUCUGCCACUAUUACAUACCAUACGCAGAUCAACUAGAGUGAGACAACAAUGGUCAAGCUCUGCUCGUUGGUGUUUUUCGUGUGGAUAGCAGUGGUCAGCAAUGGCGUUUUGGCAGGUAAGCUGGAUUGGGUAAAAGUUGUGAAACGCCCAGCUUGCAAGCGUUUUGAUGUCAGCGUCAGCAUUGACUGCGACAGAGGGCUCAUCAAACGCCCGUCUAACUACUGGUUCAAGAAGCUGUGCGACUACUGUAGAGAGGGUAUUAAGAAAUACUGGUCCAGAAAGAUUUCCUAUGGUGGUAGCACCUGGAAAGUGAAUGUCUACACAGUGCUGAAAAGCAGGGGAGACAGGAAAAAAAUCAAGCUAAGGUACUACAAGAGAAAAGGAUGGUUCUUCAGCAGUACGCGCUCCCACAACUCAGACAUCUUGAAAAUGACGGUGAAAUAUCUGGCCUACAAAAGUAACGCUGCACUUCGCUUCAAACGGACCUGUGCUCACGAGAUCGGCCAUUCCUUCCUAAAAGCUGCGCGUGGACUAAAAUAUAGUUGGGGACACAAAGGUACCUCAAGCAUCUUUGGAAAAAUAAAGUCAAAUGCGCCAUCUUAUCCCAGCAGAGGUGAAAUUGACCUGAUGAAGUACUACAAGGGCAGUGCCAGUAAUUACUACUCCAGAUCGAUCGCCGCCGAAAGUGACGUGAAGGACUUGGUGUUCAAAGUUAGAGACAGUUACACCACCAAUUCUGGUAAAUGCUGAUUGUCAGGCUUUCCCUUCACAUUUUGAGAAAACCUGAAGAAUCGUAUUCUAACGAAAUGAAAGCGCUUUUUAGAAGAGUGCAAAACUAUAUCUGUAACUCAUUUGUUUUUCUUUUGGGUGUCUACAAAGAAUAACCAACCUCGAAAAAAAAACUUUUUCAAAGGACAUGGAGCCUGCGGCAGCUGAAAAUAUACGUCAUCUAGGUACUUUCCUAGGAAAUUCAUAGAUAGAAAUCAUUAGAAACCUGUGUUACACUUUGUCUAUUGAUAUUCAACCUGUCACAAAAAAUAAGAAGCAUGACAAAUCUCACAAUUAAUAAAGACAAUUUACAAAAUUA
This is a messenger RNA of Lingula anatina, 1128 nucleotides long. RefSeq lists its product as uncharacterized. NCBI's taxonomy places the organism in Eukaryota, Metazoa, Brachiopoda, Lingulata, Lingulida, Lingulidae. The record is from RefSeq and is a predicted model, not a curated record.